ACCGGUUCCGGCGUUUAAAAUUGCUCCAUUUUUAUACCUACCCGCUCUCCAGAAUAUGAAAUGAAUUAGACUGAUGUCAGAUGUAUUGUGUGGGCAGUGUUUGAAUGUUGUGCAUAUUUGGUUUGUAAGAUAAGGUCAACAUUAUACACACCAAAAGACUUAGAGGAUGGCUCCAAAGAAACGGAGAAGAAAAUCUUUAGCAGUGUUGAAGAAUUUGCCUUUGUCCUUAAUGUGUGAAUGGGGAUCUUGCAGAGAAACAUUUUCAGACAUGGACCACUUUACCAAUCACUUGAAAUUACAUCUUACAGGAGUUACAACUAAUGGUAUUAUGGAGGAAGCCACAGAAUACAGCUGUCUUUGGAGGGACUGUGAAAUGAAGGUCAUUGGUCACGUGACAGAUUUUGUCAGGCAUGUCUACUUUCAUUCCUUCCACAUCAAAAUUAAACACGUGGGAAUGCAGAUGAUUGAGGGUAUGGAGCUUCAGGGCUGUCAGCUGGACGGACAGAGUCACAAUCUGAUUCCCGAGUUACCAGAAAGACUACAGUGUGGAUGGAGACACUGUGAGACAAUCAUGGAUAUCCCAGAGGCCUUUUAUCGCCAUGUUGAUGGUCAUGCUUCGAAUUUUCCAGAGGGAAAUAAUGUACCAGGAGGUUGCAAGUGUUCAUGGGAAGGUUGUGAUGCUGUGUCAAAAAGUCGAUAUAAAUUGCGGGAACAUCUCAGAAGUCACACACAAGAAAAGGUGGUAGCAUGUCCAAAUUGUGGAGGCCUUUUUUCAAACAGAACAAAGUUUCUGGACCACUUGAAGCGCCAAGAAGAAACUGAUGUACAAUGUUACCAGUGUUCACACUGUGACAAACGCUAUGCAACGGAAAGACUCUUGAGGGAUCAUGUGCGGCAUCAUGUGAACCAGUACAAAUGUCCUUGUUGUGAUAUGACCUGCCCUACACCCUCCAGUUUGAAAACCCAUUUACGCUAUAGACAUACAACCCAGACUCCUUAUAAAUGUGAUCACUGUGGACAUGGGGCCAAGUCGCUUGCUGACUUGAAGAAACAUUUGGAAAGUCACAGUAUGGAUGUCCCAUAUCACUGCCACAUUCCAGAGUGUUCAUAUACCUCAAGAACGUUCCAAAGCUUAGAGAAUCACUUCAAACGAAUUCAUCAGGAUAUUGAUGUUCAAAAAUACAAGUGCCAUGUCUGCUACACUCUCUUUACCCGCGGAUCUAAUCUUACAUCUCAUCUGAAGAAAAAACACAAGUUCCGGUGGCCAUCUGGGCACUCACGAUUUAGAUACAAAAUGCAUGCGGAUGGAUACUGGCAGCUGCAGACUGUGCGAUAUGAAAGCAUCAAACUCGCGGAACAGAUGGAGAAUGUUCAGACUGAAGUAGUGGAUAAUAACCAGAUGUCGUCUCCAGAGAGUGAAGAGGGCAAUAAAAGAAAUAUAAAGAAAAGACGAUUACAUAAAAAAGAAAAGGAAAAUACUGCUUGUUCAUCGGAACCAAAGGAUGUGUUGCCUAGUGGUUAUCAGUACAUUUAUGGGUCAGAUCAGGAUGGUGGACUAACAAUCUCACCACAAGGAAAGGAUCUGUGUGUCGGUGAAACCAUUAAACAGUCUGCAGGACAUGAAUCUCAAACGGACACCAGAUUUCAGUAUGUCACAUUUGUAGAACUUCCCCCACAUUAUUUAUCUUCAUCAGACUUGAAGACUUCUGUGAAACAAGUCCCACAUGUGCCGUUAUAUGAAACUUUACAGCCUAUCACGGUUGGGAAUGAUGGUAUGGAUCACACCAAGGGUGUAACAAAAGCAACGCACUAUGACACCGUAGGUGAGAAUGAAAAAGAGGCUUCACCGAUACAAGGAUCUCAGUCGUUAGUGUUCGACAAUACAACUGAAACCUACAAUUUAGAAAUGCUUGGAGAUGUUGCUUUGAGAGCGCCUCUGGAGGACAAAUUUUCAAGUCCAGGAAAAUCCAGGAAAAGAAAACAAAUCAUGACCAACAAGUGUGAUGGAGAUAUUGCUGUAAAGAGCUCGCACUGCCUGAGACAAAAGUCCAGCAGACCAUUAAAACUGCAAAACUACCUUGAUCUAAAGUAUGAAAGCGAUUCAAACUUAGAAACUUGUCAAUAGUCCAUAGACACUUUGAGUCCACUGAAGUAGAUAGUCAAGACAGGCUUUUGUUUUAAAGUUAUAGUAUGUUUUGUACAAGAAUCCCCAUGCAGCUUGGUUUCAUCUUAUAUGAGUUGAAAGUGAGCUGUUGUGAAAGAAAUUUGUCGAUUCAAUUAUGCUUACUCUCCCCACCCCCCUGGUGUCAAGUUUUACAUAGAAAGUUUCUCAAGAACCACAACGGCACAAUAUAUCAGAUCAAUAUGCAAGUAUCUUUAUAUAUUUACAUUUCCUGGACCAAUGUUUUUGCCUUUGAUAUUUUUCUUAUCCAAUUGUCCUCAUGAAGUUGUGAACAAUUUUGGUAUGACUCUUGAUAUAAUAUAUCUAUUGUAAUGGCUGGGAAUUCUGAUGGAAAUUAUGUAAAUAUAUGCAAUAAACUUCAUUUUUGAAAAAAAAACAAAAAACAUGAGGAUAUGAAAUGCAAUGCUUCACUCUGCAUACUUUUCAUGAAGCACAAACGCUUCAUGAAGUACUGUGGAAUCAUCAUUGUUCGUGGGAGAUUGAUGUUCGUGGAUUUCGUGAGUCUCUCUUACCCACAAAUUUACAUGUCUUCGAACACUUUUUAAACCAAGUAGAAUAAUCUUUCCUAGUGACAUCGUAUUGCUUACCCACGAAAUUACGUCCUCACAAAUCAGCAAAACUUUGCCUACCCACGAACUUUGACCCCCACAAAUUAAACUGAUUCCACAGCAUACCGGCAGGAAGCAUCGCCGUUCAUGCCCUCAUGAAUUUCAUUUCUUAGGUAGUGUUCACACAAUGACCCUAUGAGUUUUGGUUGUGUUAGUGCAAGUUUAAUGGUUUGUAAAAUUACCAAAGAAUAUCUAGAAGAAAAUUCUUUAAAACUUGGUCUCUGAAGAACCAGAAAAUGUGUAAAAUUAAUAUGCAAGAGUGCUAUGGAUUUAAGUUUGUUCACAUUCUCUGUAUAGCAAGCUUUGGGGUCAUAAAUUGGGUUUGUUGUUUUACAUGGAAGAAUACAAUUACCAGGGAGAGCAAUGUGACCUUUUGUUAUUUUCAAAUUGAUUAAAAUUAGUUUUUCUGCUAUUUUCAGUGUUUUUGUCUUGAACUUGAAGUAUAGGAAAUGCAUCAUCUCUAAAUGUUUUUAAUUAUAUAUGUGUAACUGUAUUUGACUUUAUGAAAUAAAGUAAUUUAAGCUUUAAAAUUUC
Ostrea edulis (European flat oyster) is the source of this 3324-nucleotide messenger RNA. RefSeq names its product histone H4 transcription factor-like. The coding region runs from base 167 to 2125 and encodes 652 amino acids. The transcript is spliced from 10 exons. Gene Ontology annotation, biological process: anatomical structure development; regulation of transcription by RNA polymerase II. The record is from RefSeq and is a predicted model, not a curated record. NCBI's taxonomy places the organism in Eukaryota, Metazoa, Mollusca, Bivalvia, Ostreida, Ostreidae. Gene Ontology annotation, molecular function: DNA-binding transcription factor activity, RNA polymerase II-specific; RNA polymerase II cis-regulatory region sequence-specific DNA binding.